This is a messenger RNA of Paramecium pentaurelia, 1465 nucleotides long. The record is from the annotation of a GenBank genome assembly. NCBI's taxonomy places the organism in Eukaryota, Ciliophora, Oligohymenophorea, Peniculida, Parameciidae.
AUGUCAAAUAAAAAUAACACGUAAAUUAAAAUAUCUGUUACUUCAUUUACAUAAGAAAAAUAUAUCACAAAAUAUAUUAUAGCUAUAGAAUGCAGCAAUUAAAAAUGGCAAAUAUAGAAAAGGUAUAAUAAAUAUUCAUCAAUUGAAGAUAUUCAGAAGUUGAAGAAAUCCAUAAUAAAUUACAUUAAUUAUUUAAUGAUCUACCUUAAUUUCCAAAAAAAUAGUUAUUUCAUUUAAAUAGAAGUGAAAUUGAAUUCAGAAUGCAAUAAUUAGAUAAUUAUCUGAAUUAAUUGUUGAAUAGAAAAGAAAUCUUAAACUCAGUUAUUUUUAGAGAUUUUUUAAUAGUAAUAUAUAUGUCAUAAAUAGCUUGAUCAAUAUGAUGAAUUUUUACAUCCAAUUCAAACAUAACACAAGAUUUUAAAUAUGAGUUUGAAAGAUAUACAUGAGAAUGAUAACAUUACUUUAUUAUUACUUUAUGACUCUAGUAUGAUGGCUAGAAUAGAUACUUAUAUAAAUAAUAUUUUGGAAUCAAAAAAACAAUCUCCAAUAAGCACAUUGAUAUGCUUUAGUCAGAAUGAUUUUAAACAAAAACUAUUUAGUAAAGAAUUUUUAAAAGCCUUGACUUGUAUGAAUUUUAAUAAUACAGAAAAUGCCUUUGCUGUAGGGUACAACUAUAAAUUUCUAUUUCAUUAGACUUUCAUCAGGAUUAGUUUAUUAUUAUAGAUUAGAUGAAAAAUAUACAAUUGAUAUGGAAGAAUAAUUUUAGCUUGCCUAAACUAAAAUAUAAGGUUGUGUAUUAAUUUAAAGAGAUAUUUAUGCUAUUACAAGUAAUUUUUUGAAAAUAUAAAAUACUAAAAAAAUAUAAGAAUAAUAAGAAAUUCCAAUUGGUUAACAUGAUUUAACUAAUAUAAUUUACAAUUCCAGCAGAAAUCUUAUAGUUAUUUCUAAUAAUAUUGGAGAAAUCUAUUUAUGUUAAGUACCUUUUGUUAAAAUUGGACUCAAGGUUUCAACUCAUUCUACUCAAAUUAUAUAGUUAUUGAUAGAUAAUGAGAGAAAUUAUUUAAUGGCUUUGAAUUAUGAUCCAAGCCAUAUUAUUAUUUUUGAUUAUGCUAAAGGACUUUAAAAUGGAUUUGCAUAAAUUAAGACUAAUAUUGUAAUAAAAAAUAAGGUAUUAAAUUUACUAAAUAUAGAGCUUAUGUUUUGAAUGGUCUAAGAAAAGGGGAGAGAUAUUCAUAGGGAAUGAAGAUGGUACAAUAUCAAUUUGGUAUGUAUAAGAUUUAUAACCAUUUUGUAAGUUUUAUCAUAAUUAGAUGUAUUUAAGGCUCAUUCUAAAAAAAUAAAUAAGAUUAUUUGGAAUGAAAAUAAAUCAUUUCUCUUGACUGGAAGUGAUGAUGAAUCCUUAAAAAUAUGGUACUUGCCUAAGAAAUGGAGAAUUGGUCAAGCCGACAAUUUCUCAACUUUUUGA